AUCUUUGGAUUAAAAUGCAGUUGUUUUUUCAAGUUUUGUUUAGAAUGACACGGCCGCGGAUUGUUUUGGUAAAUUCCUUUUCCAGAGGAAUCAUUUGGCCGUGAUUCUCAAAAUUGAAAAAAAGCAUGUGUGAUCGUAAUUGAUUCCAUCACAAUUUUAAAAUUUCCCGUUAGGUACUUGUUCUUUCGGAGUUUCCUUUGUUAUGAACUGAGACGAUUUGACAACUCAUACUAGCAGGUAGAAAGUGAUACAUAUUUUUGUUGGCAGAAUCGUUAGCCGAUGUGAUAUAAAUAAAUUAGUGAAAAUGGGAAACUGUCUCAAAGGAACAACUGCAGACGACAUUUCGCUUUUAAGGGGAUCGGAAACAAACAGGGAUUCAACUUCGUCAGAUCAGCUUGGUCCACCACCUCCGUACCAGCAAGAGCCUACUCCUGUAUAUUACCCAUCUCCAAAUGUAAGUAGGCCAGUGACCCAACUUACGGAAGAGGAGCAGGUCAAAAUUGCUAAAAGAAUUGGAUUAAUUCAACAUUUGCCUACUGGAACAUACGAUGGUUGUAAAAAGAACAGAGAAUGUGUGAUCUGUAUGGUGGAAUUUAAUGUGAAUGACCCAGUACGAUACCUGCCAUGUAUGCAUAUUUAUCAUGUUCAGUGCAUUGACGAUUGGUUAAUGAGGAGUUUCACGUGUCCUUCAUGUAUGGAGCCUGUGGAUGCAGCAUUACUGACAAGUUAUGAAACGAAUAAUUAAUAUUUAUGUUUCUCUUGCUCAGAGCAGUGCUCUGUCUUGGAACUCUUUAGGGAUGCUGCACCUCUGAUGAAGAGGUGACUCCACAAGACUGACUGUUUUAUUGUUUUUACAAGCAUAAAGCAGAUUU
Molecule: messenger RNA, 872 nt
Organism: Schistocerca gregaria
Lineage: Eukaryota; Metazoa; Arthropoda; Insecta; Orthoptera; Acrididae
Gene: Rnf11
Product: RING finger protein 11
Exons: 3
Coding region: 305-745 (146 amino acids)
Source: RefSeq, a predicted model, not a curated record